UCCAUUAUUUCUUCAUUUCUCUGAAUUUUUAUCUUUCUCUUUACUCUAUUUACUUCGGUCCGAACCGCUUCUUUAUUUUUUAAUCAUUGCUAUUUUUUUAUUUGAUCAAAUGGCGGGAAUGUGCUGUGGAAUUAACGUUGGCGAGAAUGAACCGACGAGUCCGGUCGAACCGGCUACUCGAACUGCUCGUCGCCGGAGAAUGGAACUCCGACAAAUCAAGUUCAUCGCCGAGAUCGCGGAAACUACUACACGGCUCAAGCGCCGGAAAGUUGAAGAUCUGGAGGCGAUAAAUAAUUCUCCGAUGUGCUUACAGGCAGCGCGUGAGUGUGAGAGCUUUAUUACCUUGAAUAUUCCCGCCGGUAAAAUUAAGGAAUCUCCGCCGACCGUGACGGCGUUGACAACUUCUGAAGACUUACCUACGUUUGGAUACACUUCUGUUUGUGGCCGAAGGAGGGAUAUGGAAGAUUCGGUUACUAUUCGACCUUCGUUCUACAAAAAGGACAAUACCAAAAGUCACGGCGGAUUUCAUUUUUACGGAGUCUAUGACGGCCAUGGCUGCUCUCAUGUUGCGAAAAGGUGUAAAAAGCGGAUGCAUGAGAUAAUCAAAGAAGAGAUCGAGAAGAAAGAAGACGAAAUCGAGUGGACUGAGACGAUGUCUGAGAGCUUUAAGUUGAUGGACAGCGAGGUAGGAGAGAGAUCGAAGAACAACGCCGGCCCAACGACGUCAACGAGCUGUCGUUGUGAGUUGCAAACACCUCAGUGCGACGCCGUGGGAUCCACCGCCGUUGUCUCUGUUGUAACCCCCGAGAAAAUCGUCGUAUCUAAUUGCGGCGAUUCACGCGCUGUCCUAUGCCGUAAAGGCGUCGCUAUUCCUCUAUCUUCCGAUCAUAAGCCGGACAGACCGGAUGAGUUGAACCGGAUUGAAGAAGCCGGCGGUCGAGUGAUAUAUUGGGAUGGUCCAAGAGUGCUUGGAAUGUUAGCAAUGUCAAGAGCCAUAGGAGAUAAUUAUCUCAAACCUUACGUUAUACCCGAUCCGGAAGUAACCAUUACGGAUCGGACUUCCGAAGACGAAUGCUUGAUUUUAGCUAGUGACGGUUUAUGGGACGUCGUUUCAAACGAAACGGCUGUAACCGUGGCUAGGAUGUGUUUGCUUAACGCCGAAAAAUCCGCCUCGCCUUCUCGUUCCCCGGGGAACGAAGCGGCGGAGGCUGCUAGGAAGGAGAGUUCCGAUAAGGCGUGUUCGGAUGCCUCGGUUUUGCUGACGAAGUUGGCUUUGGCGAGGCAAAGUGCUGAUAAUGUUAGCGUUGUUGUAGUUGAUCUUAGGAAAGGAAAAUUAUGAUUUUUAUAAUUUUUGAGGAAUUUUUAGUUGGUUGUUUUGCUCGUAGGAAGGGGGUUUUAGUUUUGUUUUAAUUUUUUUUAAACGUUUCUUCGUAGGAAGGCUUCCUCAUAUUGAAGGUAUUUUAGUUAAAGAAAUGGCCCAUGUAUGGAGGAAGGGUAAGUUGGGUAUAGGAGGAAUUAAUUUCCACGGUGAUGGUAGAAUCAAAUUGUAUAAAGAAACCGUGGUAGCUAAUUUGUUACGGAGUACCAAGAUCUAUUAAAAAUGAAUUGUAUCUAGUAGA
Spinacia oleracea (spinach) is the source of this 1619-nucleotide messenger RNA. Its product is annotated as protein phosphatase 2C 37. Gene Ontology annotation, biological process: protein dephosphorylation. Lineage: Eukaryota; Viridiplantae; Streptophyta; Magnoliopsida; Caryophyllales; Amaranthaceae. The transcript is spliced from 3 exons. The record is from RefSeq and is a predicted model, not a curated record. Gene Ontology annotation, molecular function: protein serine/threonine phosphatase activity; cation binding. The coding region runs from base 110 to 1339 and encodes 409 amino acids.